AAAAGGCAAUGGGUUCGGCCUCCAUUUGUGGUCGAAAAGUCUGAAUAAUUAUUUUGAUCAUUUUUCUUCAAGGGUAUUGGCGUCAUUUUAAGAUUAUUUUACUUUUAUUUACAAUCCGGCUUUGAUUCUUUGUCCGGCCUUCAGCGCUUCGUUUUCUGCUUCUCUGAACAACCAGGCAAAAACUCGAAAGGAAAAUGAAAAUGUUGCGGCUUGUCUCUCCUUUGCAUCCUCGAAUCCCAUCAACUUCUCCGAAGCUCUCUUUUACUUACAAAGAUGCUUCCUUGUUUCCCAAACCCGAAAUUCAGGUCCGAAAAUACCCUUCGCGAUUCGUUCUAUUUGCUCAAAAUGGAAACAAAGAUGACCUAACCAAGGAACCCAACAAGGAAAAAGGAGAAGAAAAUCCAAAGGGGCAACCCAAUGGGUCGGUUAAUGGUGGCGACUCGAAGAAUGAACGACGGUCCAUGUUUAACUUCAGAUUGGGUGAUUUGCUGGACCCAGAUCCCGAUAACAUCGUAGCCCUUGGAUUGACAGGUCUGCUAACGUGGGCAAGUGUUCAGGUUUUGUGGCAGCUGUUUUUGAUCUCGGUGGCUAUUCUUUUAGCUGCUCUCAAGUAUUCCGUCGUUGCUGCUCUUCUCAUUGUCAUUCUCAUUACCCUCCUUUGAAAAAAUUUUGGAACUUUUUUUCCCUUUGUUUCUUGUAACACCACCUCUCUUGGAAACUGUCACAUGGAAUAGGAAAGAAAAAAGUUAGCUUGAAAGAUUAGAUACUGGUAUUCCAAGUAUUUCAAAAAUUAAAUUGCUGGAAUUUAGAGGUGGCAAUUCGUUGAGCUGGGUUGGGUUGUUCUGGCUAAAAUCUUGGGUAUUUUCAGUUUGAAUCAUUGGGGGGUAAGGUCAUUUUGAGUUUCAAAUUACUGACUUUGUAAAAAGUAAUUCAAAUUGAGUCAAAUAAUUUGUGCUAUGUUUAUUAUUUAAACUUGGGUCCUUUGAACAUUCCAAUAUUGGGUUUUGCAAUGUGGUGAUUGGUGAAGAACUUAUCGUUGCCUUUUGGGAUGGUAAGAGUGAGUCAUCCAUGGGAAAAGUGCAUCAAGUGAUAAUGGAACAAAACUUGCACCCAGUCCCAGUAGAAAACCAUUGGAAUUACAGGGUCUUCAUUGUGACCAACUGAAUUGCCGAGAAAGCUUUAUCACAAUUUGAAUUUGCUUUCUGGUUUUGCCCAUCAGGAAUCAUUUACUUUAUUCUGCGGCCGAUCCAAGAACAGCAUUGGAUUACCAUGCCUGGCGGAGUCAAAACUGGAACCCAAAAAAAAGGUUAUGACAAGCAUUCAUGCAGCUUGUUGCGUGUUCAGAACGUGAAACUGAAGCCCAGUUACUCAUCAAUAGAUCAACUUGGAAGUUCUCUAGAAGGGAGAAAAAAAAUAGAAGUUGAAAUGUUAUUCAUUUGAUGAAUAACAUAGUCUUCCAGGAGAAUAUAAAUACUCUAGUUUUGAAAGGAGAUAAUUUUUAUGGGGGGUGGCUCACCAAUCGCAACGAACAAGAUUGGAAAUUGACCACCUAUGGGGUCUUGUUUGGAUCUUUCUUAAUUUUCUGUUGAUGAAUUUUUUUCUUAUAUAGUUUUUUUUUAUUAUAUAUAAAAGCAACAUUGAUUGAAAUUAU
Molecule: messenger RNA, 1651 nt
Organism: Theobroma umbraticum
Lineage: Eukaryota; Viridiplantae; Streptophyta; Magnoliopsida; Malvales; Malvaceae
Source: RefSeq, a predicted model, not a curated record